Messenger RNA from Aspergillus sclerotioniger CBS 115572, 1421 nucleotides. RefSeq lists its product as uncharacterized. NCBI's taxonomy places the organism in Eukaryota, Fungi, Ascomycota, Eurotiomycetes, Eurotiales, Aspergillaceae. The record is from RefSeq and is a predicted model, not a curated record. The transcript has a single exon. Bases 397 to 945 code for a protein of 182 amino acids.
AAAGACAGCAAGAAAGCACUUUUCCUUCGCAGAAUAGAAAGUCUGCCUCAUAACCUGUCGUACUGUUCACAAAAUCCAAUCAACAUGGCCGACUCCGAGCCCGUCCACUUUUUCGACCUCUUCUCCGAUUUCCCAGGUGCGUCAGCUGCCCCGCAAUCGGACCGCCUCUAAUGCCGUCCCUCAGGUGCCUCCAAAUCAUGGUCCCCCAACACGUUGAAAGUCCGAGCAGUGCUCAACUUCAAGGGUAUACCCUAUACUCAGAGCUGGAUUUCCUACCCGGACGUUAAGCCUCUUGUCACUGGCCUAGGUUUGGGGCCGAAUAAAAAGGGUAUUCCAUACACCCUGCCCACCAUCAUCCACAAGUCCUCGAUCACCACCAAUACUAAUGGCGCCAUGAUGGAUUCGCUUCCCAUCGUCAUGCACCUCGAUAAGGUGUUUCCGUCUCCCCCGCUGUUUCCGUCCGGCGAUGCCAGCUAUGCACUACUCAUCGCGGUGGAGAAGAUGGUGACUCUUCUGGCGCCAGGGUUCCGGCAGAUGAUUAUCCCCCGUGUGGUGGACCAUUUGGAUCCGCGGGGACAGGUGUACUUCCGCGAGACGCGAACCGCACAUUUUGGCAAGCCGUUGGCGGAGGUGCGACCGACGGAUAAGGAGAGCUUGGAUAAGUUAUGGCAGUUGCUUGAGACCGAGUCAGCGCCACUGGUUAAAAUGCUGCGAGGAAAGGAGGGGAAAAAGGGCCCAUUCUUUGAAGGUGAAAAACCUGGGUAUGCAGAUGUACUGCUCGCUUGCCAUCUGGCAUUCAUUGAGCGCUUUGAUAAGGAGCUCUUCGACAAAUUCAUGGGUCUGGGCAAUGGUGAGUUCCAGACGCUGUACCAGGCUUGCUUGCCCUGGCUGGAGGGACAGGGCGAGGACAAGGAGUGGCCGGUUCCCCAGGCUGUCUCAUCUUGAGUACAAGACGCGAAUUAGGGGACAUUGGCCGAUAUAUGUCAUUGCGAAGUCCAAUAGAUGUAAUGAUAUAUAUCCACAGCACCCGAUGGUCUUUUGCAUAUACAGUAACUGCUUCAGACCUAUCGAAGAGGGAUUCGUCUUGGUAGUCGAUAUAUAGGUGUGAAUACAGCCAACAGGUCAUACUAAUAGUUACACCCGUUGAAUUGCCGCCGCAAGUGGAGGAGGUUCAAAUUUGAUCCUUCUGCCAGGUUAAGGCUUCAGAGGGCUCUACCGCCGCAACUACAAUAUGUUCAAAUGCCAAGUUUUGGUUCACGAUAACAUGAUGCAUAAUUCUGUACAUUUGGCCUAAUGUCUCCUUUCGAAUGGGUUGUGAUGCCAGCUUAAAGAGAGCGAUAAUAUGUUAGACAGUCAACCAGUCUAUAUAAAUUAUCACCUUCUGGUCAAAUCUCCCUGUUGUAUUGACAAUCCUUCGUGCU